GACCUUUCUUAAAUCCCUAGUUCUCUGCUGAAGACAAGAUCUUCGGAAGCAGUUUCCAACCCCAAAUUUCUCGUAUUUUCUGGCUGGUUUCAUCUACGCUUGUUCGUAUUCGGAAAAGCUAUUAAUUUGAGCUUCGUUUUCGAGUGGCAAUGCCGGAGAAUAAGCCGGUGAUCGGGCUCGCAUGGGAGCCUAAGAUCCCUGGAUUACCAUGUGAAACUUUAACCAAACCAAAAACUGCAACUUUUUCUGAUGGCAAAUCUCGAGAUGAGCCGGAAAGUAGUGCGCUUUGGAAACCCAGUUCGGAGCUCAUAGAUGGGCUCUUCGUUCCGCCUAACGAUCCUAAAAAGUUGAACAAGUUGCAGAGAAAGCAGAUUAAAGAUACUACAGGCAGCAACUGGUUUGAUAUGCCUGCUCCAACAAUCACUCCAGAAGUGAAGAAAGAUCUUCAGCUGCUAAAGUUGAGGAGUGUUAUUGAUCCAAAGAGACACUAUAAGAAGGGUGAUUCGAAAUCAAAGACACUGCCAAAGUAUUUCCAGAUUGGUACGGUGAUAGAAUCUACAACAGACUUCUUCUCGGGUAGGCUAACUAAGAAGGAGAGGAAGCCAACCAUUGCGGACGAGCUACUUUCUGAUCCUGCUGUCAAACAGUACAGGAAGCGCAAGGUACGGGAGAUUGAGGAACGAAAUCAGCCGGCUGGAAAUGACAAAUGGAAGAUUAGGGGUCGGCAGACAAUGAAGCGUAAAAAGCAAAGAAGGCAUUGAUCUCUUUACAAUUUUGAAUUAUGGAAUCUUCUCUUUUCGUUUUAGGAGAUGGACUUGACAGAAGCACGAGGAACGCCUAUCUCAAAAUUGCCAGAGUUGUGUUUCCAACCUCAUACGUACACAUCAAAGCAGCAUUAAAGUGAAAGCGUUUUUCUCUAGUAUGGAUUGGAUACCCCAUUUUUAGUCCUCUAUCAUGUGGGGUUUCAUUUUUUACUAUUGUUUGCUACUGGACCCGAGCACAAGAAGAAAGUCCAACGUAUUAAUAUUAGUAGCUCGGUCUAUUGUACCCAACUAGUGGUUGUUAUUUGAAUGCACUGAGCAAUGAUGAGUUUAUGUUUCAUAGCUAGAGGAAUCUAUUGGGUGAUGAUGACGUACAAUUUUUAGCAAGUGGAACUGCUGAGUGGUGCAGGAAGCUGCCAGCUAUCCUUAUCCACAACAGAGUUAGUUUGUGAGCAGCUACGGCAGUCUAAAGUUGUCUGUGUGGUCCUGAUUAUGACUUUGGGUUGGGGUUAAGUAUACAUUUAA
This is a messenger RNA of Rubroshorea leprosula, 1286 nucleotides long. Lineage: Eukaryota; Viridiplantae; Streptophyta; Magnoliopsida; Malvales; Dipterocarpaceae. The record is from the annotation of a GenBank genome assembly.